UCCUGUUAUUCCAAAAUAUUAAACAUAAUCUAAAUGGUGGCCAUGUCCCAGAAUGUAUGUUUAGUUCAACAACCGACGAUAGCCGUCACAACUACCAAUACCGUAUCAUCAUCGAAAUCACCAACACAAUCUUUAACCACACCUUUAUCAUCAUCAUCAUCACCAAUCAAUUUAGAAUUUUCAUUAUCAAACAAUCCAAUAUCAACGACAACAACAAUCAUUGAUUAUUAUACAAAAGAACAAUGGUCAAAAUUUUUAUCAUCACGGAUAAUCCUACGUAAACAACUUCAAAUUUAUACAGAUUGGGCUAAUCAUUAUCUUAAAAAACGUUACUAUGAAUUGGAUCAUCAUCAACAACAAAACCAAUUAUUAUCUACCGAACAAUCAUCAAAAAUUCCGGCAGCUGCAUCAUCAUCAUCAAAAUUAUGUAAUAAUUGGAAUAAUCGUCCAUUGAUCACAUCAUUAAUCAAUGAUUUACAUGAUGGUGUUUUACUUAUACAUCUAGUCGAAUCAGUUACUGAUUCAACAUUAUUAACAAAAAAUGUUCAUCAUACAUCUGGAGAAGCUUAUAACAAUCAUCAAACAUCAACAUCGUCAAUUACGUUGAUGCCAAAAAAUGUGAAUCAAAUGAUUGCCAACAUUGACAGCUGCAUCCGAUUUCUGGAACGUUUAGGCGUCAACACUAAAGGAAUCUAUGCAAAAGAUAUUCACGAAGGAAAUCUCAAAUCAAUAUUGACCCUAUUUUUCAACAUUUCAAGAUAUAAACAAAGUUUGAAAAAACAUCAACAACAACAAUAUUCAUCAGGAACUGGAACAUCACCUGGAAUAAAAAGCCCAAAUCAAAGUUUAUAUCAAAAUGGUGAUCCAAUGACAUUAUCAUCAUGUACAAGUGGUGAAGAAGAUGAUAAUACGGGCGGAUUUAUGACAGAUUUUUCCAUUUCAUCAUCAACACAAUCUUUAAUUCUAUCAUCGAAUGGUAAAAAUUUUGGAACAUCUACAUCCAACAUGGUACCACCACCGACAUCUGGCGUCAUGAUUUCGAGAUUGCCUAACCAGAAUCAUAUCAACAAUAAUUUCUCUGGUUCAGGAAAUCAUAAUAACAACAACAAGAUCAAUAAUAAUACAACCACAAGUAAACUUAUUCAACCAACAAUCAACAAUAAUCAUAAUCAUUCGAACAAUAAUGGAACAAACAACAAUAACAGUAAUCGCAGUAUACCAACAACCAUACCCGGUAUCCAGCAACAACAAAAUUUUCUAAAUAAUAAUAAUAAUCGAAAAUCAUCAUCAUCAAAUGCCAAAGUAACAAGUUCCUCAAAUCUUCAACAACAAUCUAUUACAAAUAAUAAUAAUUCAACAUCGAAUAUUACAACAAUAUCGACUGCUUUGCCACAAAUCAAUCGAAUACAACAACAGCAUCAACAAAAUCGUACGACAACACCACCAUCCGAUCGAUUUGUUUCAUCAUCUAACACCGGUAAUGUUCAUUCUCGUCCAUCACGUCCGCAAUCAACUUCAUCUAUACCACAGAUUGGUAAUCUAUCAUCAGUAAUUAAACCAGCUAUUGCACCGACAAAAAAAUCUACUUCGGUAACAAAUUCAAAGAUCACAACAAAAACAAAUGCAAAAUCGUCAAGUGAUAAUGAAACUGUAAAAAAUAUCAAAAUAAAAUCUUCAAAUGGUCUUAAUAAUUCGGUAUCACGUUUGAAUCCAUCACAAAGUGAACUCAAUCUACGAAAAUCUACAACAGCUACAACUGUCCCUGGAAAAGGUAGCCGACAGCCUCAAUUGCGUCGACUACCAACACCAUCAAACACAAGUGGAAAUACAAAUCAACAAAGACGACCAAUUUCGACCAUAAUUGAAUCAUCGAUACCUUCAAUGAUAUCUAUGAUGACAACAAGUUGUCCAAAUAGUAUAACAACACUUACCAACGGUAUCACUACAACAAUGAUGAAUCCACAGCAACAACAAUCAACAACAAAACCUACGGCUACUGUCAAAGCCAUGGUAACGCCAAUCAUGUCGACAAUCGAUUCACAAAAUCCUAAAAAUGAAAAACAAACAAAAUGUUCACAAAAAAGAAUAAUAGAGUCUCGAUCGAAUAAUUCAUCUCAAUCGAUAGAUCAUAAGAAUGAUGUCAAUGGAUCAUCGUUGUCGUUGAAAAAAGUUUCUGAUGAACUUGAUCUGCAUUCAUCAUUAAAAAAGAAAUCCAAUAUCGCCAAACGUCAAAAUUCAUUAGGAUCAACAAACAGUGUUGGCGGUAGUGGUAGCGCAAGUGAUGGAGAUGGAAAUAUUAGUGAAGAUCUGGAAACUCCACCUAUUAUUCCACCAGUAAUGGAACGGCCAUUACAAACAAUUUCCUAUCUGAAAUCUAAUUCAAAUGUUUCAACUUCAAAUUCAACUACAAAUAUUCAAAAUGUUGCUGUACAACCACAUGUUAAUUCGAGAACGACCACCCCGACGAUUAUGUAUCGUAAACCGGAAAAUCAACAAACUCAUUAUCAACGUACAGGACGAUCACAUUAUGAACCUUUAUAUUCAAAUGGUACGAUGAAUGUACCAUCAAAUAUACAUCGAUUAAGUCAAGGUGCCGAUUACUAUGGUUCGGAUAAUGAUGAUAGUAAUGAUACGGUUGAUUUUCAUAGCGAACCAGAAUCACCAAUGAAAAAUCAUCUCAGUGAUUCAACAACAUUGUUAAAUUUGCACGUUAUUCGCCAUCCAUCAGCAUCAUCAUCCACGAUAAAAUCAUCGAAAAAUCAACAAUCAAAUUCUCUUACGGACAAUACUAAUGAUGGAUCACGAAACAUAAUCCGUUUGAAACACUCAUUUUCAAAUCCUAAUCAUUCUAAGAACAACAAUAACAUUAUGAAUAGUACCACAAACAAUCGAGGUUUUGAGGAGACCAGCUCGUUAAGUUCGGAUACCGGUGGUGGGAUUUGUGGUGCCGGCAGUUGCAACGGCAGUAAUGGCAGUCGUUGUUCAGAUGUUAGUACAACAACAACGACAACAUCCUCUUGUUCAUCAUCAUCAUUAGAUCCUCGUGUCAAUCAUCUACCAAGAUCAUCUAUAAAAAUUAAUCAAAAUCAACAAAAACAAUCUAAUUCUAGUUUAAACAAAUCAUUAUCAAAUUCAACUACCGAGCUUUACAAAACAAUUUCUCCACAACAACCAAUAGCAAUGACUAAUAACAGAUUGAUGGGUAAUUCCGGAACAUUACCAUUGAAUAGUAAUGAUAGUUCCAUGAAUGGUGGUCAUUAUGCGAAGAAUAAUAAUAGCCAAAAUAAUCGCUCAAAUAUCGCCAAUCAAAAUCAACGAUUUUUGAAAAAUACUAAAUUACGUUCACAAACAUUGGCUAAUGAUGGAUCAUCUGUGAUUUAUUCGGAUUCUGAAUGUCAACAACCUCAUAAUAAUCAAUCACAGUCGCGUUCGACAUUUUCUUUAUAUAAACUUAUCGGUACACAAUCAUCUGCCGUCAAUGGUAAUAAAUCGCAACAAGUAGGCAAUCAAUCGAUAAAUAUGGCCGCAAGCACUACCAAUAACUUUUGUUCAUCAUCAAAAGAUGGCAGCAAUUAUAGUGAAUUAAUUUAUUCAAAUAUUCAUAGCGGGAAUAAUUGUAGCCGUCCAACAACAGAUACUGAUUCGAUUGAUUCCUUAAAUACGAUCGGUUCGACAUCAUCACAUGCAUCACAAUCAAUUUACGGUGUACACCCAUCAUUAGGACUUUCUUCACAUCAUACACAAAAUCAUAAUAAUCAUCACCAUCAUCAUUCAUUAUCUAAGCCAGGUGAUCUAAUUUGUGAAUAUGAAUCGGUGAAUCGAUUACGUGAAACAAUGUCAGCGUCGCCAACAUCUAGCAAAUUGUUAACAAAUUCAAACAUUGUUUAUUCAGAUACGAAUUCUAACGGUACUAAUAGCACAGCUCAUAUUGGCCGUAGUGGAUCAUUUCGUCUUACAGGAACAUCUAACCAUCAUUUGCCACCGAUACCUGCUCAUUUAAAUAAAAUUAAACCACAACAACAUCUACAACACGAUCAAAAACAUGCACCACCAACGUCGGAACAUUCAGCAUCAUCGUUAUCAUUAUUAUCAUCAAAUUCAUCAACAAUUUUUACAACGCCCGAAGAGAAAUACAUACACGAAAUACGACGUUUACGGCGAGAAUUGGAUCAGGCUAAUGAAAAAAUCUACACACUAACAUCACAAUUGACAGCGAACGCACAUAUGGUAGCUGCAUUCGAACAAUCAUUAUCAUCGAUGACCACACGUUUACAGCAAUUAUCAUCAACAAGUGAACUUAAAGAUUGUGAAUUGGAACGUUUACGUAAAACGAUCGAUGUGCUUAAAAAACAAGGUGGAUCAUUGGUCGGACAUGCAAAAUCGGCAACAAUCAUGAAUCCACUUGGUAUCAAUGGUGAUAAAUUUCAACGAUACCUGUCAAGUGAAUCGGUUAAUAGUAUUUCCAGUUGUGGUGCAGCCACCGAUAGUAGUGUAGCUAAUGAUAAAACGAAAAAGAAAUCCAAACUCAAAUUAGCCGGUUCGAAUACCAGUUGGAUACGUAGUUCAUUUAGUCGAGCUUUUAAGAAGAAAUCAUCAUCUAAAACGCGAAAUUCUUCACAACACGGAAGAGAUGUAGCAUCGGAUGUUGAAAUGACUAGCGGUACUGGUCAAUCCGAACCUGAAGGUGAUACUUAUUCAGUACCAAGUUCUCCAUUGAUGUCGAUACGAAGUCGUGCAAAAUCUGCUGGCAUUAAUAUUUGUAAUGAGCGAAAUGUUUCAGAAAGAAUCAUUCAUCCGCGAUCUUUAUCCGAAUCGAAAGCUUCCGGAUCAGAUACGUUAGUUGAAACCUCAACACCUGAAGAGAUGAACGAUUUACGUAAGCAAUUACGUGAAAAAGAAAUGCAAUUGACUGAUAUGCGCUUGGAAUCUCUUACAUCCGCACAUCAACUUGAAAAUCUCAAAGAAAUAGUCAAUCAGAUGCGAGUUGAAAUGAUGAAUCUAAAACAAGAUAAUGAUCGCCUUCAACGUCUUGUCCAUCAUAAAUCGUUGGCAUCUUCACAAAGUUCGAUGACUUCAGCAUUAGGUUCACAUGGUUCUAGUACAUUACCAUCAGGCAACGGUGGUCCAGUUGCAACGAUGGAUGAUUCCAAUAGUUUCAAAAGUGUCGAUAUGGAUUUGAGUCCAUUACAUUCAUCAAACACUACCUAUUCUAAUGAUGGCAGUCCUAAAUUAGUUACAUUAGGAUCUGGAUCACAUAUAUUGGCUACGUUGACUAUUACAACCAAAACAAAUUGGGAUCAACUUGACACAUUGAUCAAAAAGUGUUUUAAAGAUCACUUAAUUCGUGUGGAUAGUUCAUUGGCUUUAGGUAUCACUGUUGAUUCGUUGGCUUGUUAUCGUGUUGGUACAGAGAAAAUUCUCAGGAAUUUCUAUCCAAUUAAUCAACAUAACAAAUCUAAUGCUCCAGAAUUGCUUCCUUUCGGAUAUUUGGUAAAUGAAAAUCAUAUAAAUCUUCAAUUCAAAACAACUAUUGAUUCAUUGGCUUUCGAUACUUUGACACCAAAAUCCGUACUUAAUGAAUUUAUUUCAAUGCUCAUUGAAAAUCGUCGUUUAAUAUUUUCUGGUCCUAGUGGAACAGGCAAAACUUAUUUGGCACAUAAAUUGGCCGAAUAUAUGGCUAUCAAACAGAUGGAUUCUUCUUCGACGGCCAUAUAUUCACGCAACAUUAAUGGAGCUAGUUCCGCUCCACCAACUGGUGCUAUUACCACUUUCAAUGUCGAUCAUAAAAAUGCUAAAGAACUUCGUACCUAUUUGGCUAAUAUUGCUGAACAAUGUCAAUUGGAAGUGGCUCUAACACCUUUGCCCACUGUGAUCAUUCUGGAUAACCUUCAUCAUUCGAUCGAUUCAUUGGAAGAUAUAUUCAAUGAUCUGGAUAAGAUUUCAAUCAUGAAAAGCCCUUAUAUAAUUGGUACCAUAAAUCAAAGUUUUCAUCACCAUCAAACAAUGCCCAUGUUUCAACGACACAAUUUUUAUUGGAUAAUGCUAUCUGUUAAUUCGGAAGCUGUUCGAGGCUAUCUGAAUCGUUUUUUGCGUCGUAAACUUUUGGAAACUGAAUCACGGCUAGCAUUGAACCAGCAAAAAAUUCAGCCCGAAGUUAUUAAAAUCAUCGAAUGGAUUCCCAAAGUUUAUUCGCAUUUGAAUAAAUUUUUGGAGAAUUAUUUCGGUGAAAAUAUUUCUAUUGGUGCACGUCUAUUCACCUCUUGUCCGAUCGACUUGAAUGGAUCUCAAGCUUGGUUCACUGAUCUAUGGAAUUAUUCUAUUCUUCCUUUCAUCAUUGAAAAUCUUCGAGAACAUGUCCGUCAAAAUGGCGGAAAAUUAAAAGGGAAAUUAUCGACUGCCAUCCAUAGUUUCAUCGAUCCUACCGAUUGGAUCGUUGCCAACUAUCCAUGGAGUUCUAAUUCAGAAUGGUCAGAUCAUUUGAAUAGACUACGGCCAGAAGAUGUUGAAGACGAUAAACAACAACAUCAGCCUCAAUCAAAUUCAAUAAAUCAGGCGUCAAUUAUUUCAAAUAGUCGGCCACAUUCAUCAAACAACAAUCUUAAUGUAACAGAUAAUCAAUCGUCAUCGGAUCAAUUCAAUGAAUCAGUCAAAGAUAUAAAAGAUCCAUUCUUACAAAUGUUAUUAAAAUUAAAAGAGGCAUCAGAAUAUUCUAGUCAAGAUGUUGGAACAAAUAAUCAGAAUUUGGCUGAACAAACCUGAAAUUGAAACGAUUAUCACUUUUUAUAUCCUGUAUUCAUUUAUUACGAUUCUUUAAAUAAAUUGUUUUUA
Dermatophagoides pteronyssinus (European house dust mite) is the source of this 6828-nucleotide messenger RNA. RefSeq names its product sickie (gene sick). Gene Ontology annotation, molecular function: ATP hydrolysis activity; ATP binding; protein binding. Gene Ontology annotation, biological process: nervous system development; neurogenesis. NCBI's taxonomy places the organism in Eukaryota, Metazoa, Arthropoda, Arachnida, Sarcoptiformes, Pyroglyphidae. The record is from RefSeq and is a predicted model, not a curated record.